CAAGACACAAUGGAAUCCCGCCUCCUCGCCCGCACCAACAAAAUCACAAACACCUCCGGCUUCUCCCCCACCCACCUGCAAGCAAACCUCCUAAUCCUUCCCUCCGUCCACGCCAAAUCCUUCCAUGACCUCUGCCGCCGCAAUCCCGUCUCCUGCCCAUUACUCGCCACAACAUCACCCGGCUCCCCACACACCCUCCAACCACCCAAAACCAUCCAAUCGACCGACUUCGACAUCCGCACGGACUGUCCCGCCUACCGCGUCUACAAACAGGGGAAAUGUAUCGAAAAACGCCGCGAUAUCCUCGACCUCUGGACUGACGAUCAUGUCGGCUUUCUAAUCGGUUGCUCGUUCAGUUUCGAAGACGCGCUGGAAAGCGCGGGAUUGAAGCCGCGGCACCAGGAGACGGGGACCGUUGUACCAAUGUAUCGGACGAAUCUGCCGUUGUUACCUGCGGGCAUUUUCACGAGUGCUACGUGUAUUGUAUCGAUGAGGCCGUAUAAAGCUGAGGAUGUUGAGAGGGUUAGGAGUGUUACGAGGCGGUAUUUGGCGACGCAUGGGGAGCCGGUUGCUUGGGGGUGGGAGGGGAUGAAGAGGUUGGGGAUCGAGGAUAUUCAGAAGCCGGAUUUUGGGGAGGCGCCUGUUGUUAGGGAAGAUGAGGUUCCGGUUUUCUGGGGCUGCGGCGUUACACCACAAAUUGCAGUUGAAUCCGCUGGCGAUAAGAUUGACGGACUUGUUUUUGCCCACGAGCCUGGGAACAUGCUAAUAACUGACCUGACUGACGAAGAUGCCCGUAUUAUAUAA
Molecule: messenger RNA, 804 nt
Organism: Aspergillus ruber CBS 135680
Lineage: Eukaryota; Fungi; Ascomycota; Eurotiomycetes; Eurotiales; Aspergillaceae
Product: DUF1445 domain protein
Exons: 2
Biological process (GO): glutamate metabolic process
Molecular function (GO): D-glutamate cyclase activity
Source: RefSeq, a predicted model, not a curated record